GGCGGAGGCAGCCGGCCUUGGCCCCGCCCCUCGGGACGCCGCGCGGGUCACCUGACGCGGCUGCGGGCUGAAGAGACACAAGGGAAGCCGCGGUCGCCCCAGUCGGGUCUUCUCUCGCCGCCGCGGCCGCCGCAGUCGUCUGCCGCCCCCGGGACCCGCCGCCUCACUGCCGCCGCCUCGCCGCCCGCGCCAUGCCGUCGGAGAAGACCUUCAAGCAGCGCCGCACCUUCGAACAAAGAGUAGAAGACGUCCGGCUUAUCCGAGAGCAGCACCCUACCAAAAUCCCAGUGAUCAUCGAGCGGUACAAGGGGGAGAAGCAGCUUCCUGUCCUGGACAAGACCAAGUUCCUUGUUCCCGACCAUGUCAACAUGAGUGAGCUCAUCAAGAUCAUUAGGAGGCGCUUACAGCUCAACGCUAAUCAGGCCUUCUUCCUGUUAGUGAACGGACACAGCAUGGUGAGUGUGUCCACACCGAUUUCUGAAGUGUACGAAAGUGAGAAGGACGAAGACGGGUUCCUGUAUAUGGUAUACGCCUCUCAGGAGACAUUUGGAGUGAAAUCGUCUGUGUAAGACUAGAAAAAUGCAUCUGUUCUUGAAAUUUUUUAAACCCUUACCAAGGAAAAAAAAAGGGGGGGAUAUUAGCGACUGAGGGUUGAUCAGAUCAUCCAGACAGUAGUGUUCCUGCCUAGGAGUUUUAGGAAGUUGUUUUGUACCACAAGCAGAAAAACUGAGCUCGGUGAGCACAUCCAGCUUUGGAAAACUCUAUUAUUUAAACUAGGCUGUUUUGUUUUCAAAUUUAGAAGUUUAAAAAUAAAACACUUUGCAUUCUAAGUUGCCAAUAAAACAGACCUUCACAUUAUUUUAAUGCUCUUCCCCUAUUAGGAGCCUGUACUUAAGCCUUCAGAGACGCAUUCUUGACUAGGUUCACAGACCCAGCGGACGUUCUGUGAGGGUUUCUGUUGAACGGGGGAAGUACCUGUGAGAGGAUCUGUGAGCACGAGUUGUCCUGCCUCCGCCCACCCAGUUGGCCAUAGUCGUGGGCAAAAAGCAGGGAAAACGGGGCAGGAAAACGCUGACCGCUGCCCUGGGUUCCCGCUCCUAGUGUGCGCGUGCCCGAGCUCUUGUUCUCGCGGUGCCGGCAAACUCAUUUUCUUUUCCAGACGGUAACAGAGAAAAGCACCACUGCUUAGUACGAACCUUGAAUCCUUUAAAAUUUUGGUCUAGUUUCUCAAAGCGCCCAGAGAAGGAAGGUGCGGCAUUUCUCCCAGUUUGUGGGGUCUCUCUGAAGUCCAGCCGCCGCCUCGUCCGUGAGGGGACCAGCGGUUCUGUCAGUUUCGUUCUUAGGACAGUGCCGGACACCGCGGGACAGACGCACGCCCUCUACCUUUUGGCCUAAAGCUGUAGAUGAUCCGUGUUCUGUGUUAAGUGUGUGACUCUUAUUAAAAAGUUCCCACGUGUUAAGAGUAUUUCCGUUGUCCUUGCGGGCCGUCCCACCGUCCGAGUUCCUCCCCGCCGGGCGCAUGUCAGACGAAACCAGCAGCAAAAGGAGACCUAGCGUUCUUCUCAGACAGUGUCAGGCGGCAGACCUCGUCCAAGUUCAGCUGGAAUAACCGGCGCUGCCUGCGGCCUGCACGGGGCCCCCUGAGUCCCGUCUCUGGGAGGAGCACAGAGAGCCCGCGGACCGCUUCCGACUGAGCCGCAGCAGGUCGCGCCUCGGCUUGUGUACUUCGGCGAGCGCGGCGCACCUGCUCCCGUCCGCGGACGUCACUUCCUCACGGAGGGGGGGAAGCCACAGUCCUGCCUGCGCGCACUCGACCCCCGACCUUCCCGCUGCAUGCGUCUGUCCGCGUGGCUCCCUUGGAACACGUGUGCUUUCACAGUAUGUACACUCCGCAUCGGCCUGUCUUGUUAGAUUGUACACAUCAUUCUAGCUUACGUUCUUGUAACUGCUGUGUGACCAGUAAGACUCCUAGAAGAAAUCCUGCUUUUUAAAAACACAAGUACCUUGCAGGGAGGGGUGACUUCUACCCCACUUCAGUGGGUGGUCACUAGGCUCUCUGAACCAAGUACAUUUUUAAUGAACUAAGGUGAAUAAAGUCACAACUAAAAACU
Messenger RNA from Mustela erminea (ermine), 2111 nucleotides. RefSeq names its product microtubule associated protein 1 light chain 3 beta (gene MAP1LC3B). Gene Ontology annotation, cellular component: autophagosome membrane; cytosol; autophagosome. Gene Ontology annotation, molecular function: ubiquitin protein ligase binding. Gene Ontology annotation, biological process: autophagy of mitochondrion; cellular response to nitrogen starvation; macroautophagy. The record is from RefSeq and is a predicted model, not a curated record. Bases 192 to 569 code for a protein of 125 amino acids. Lineage: Eukaryota; Metazoa; Chordata; Mammalia; Carnivora; Mustelidae. The transcript is spliced from 4 exons.